This is a messenger RNA of Phragmites australis (common reed), 2149 nucleotides long. RefSeq lists its product as uncharacterized. The record is from RefSeq and is a predicted model, not a curated record. The transcript is spliced from 12 exons. The coding region runs from base 205 to 2028 and encodes 607 amino acids. NCBI's taxonomy places the organism in Eukaryota, Viridiplantae, Streptophyta, Magnoliopsida, Poales, Poaceae.
GUUUAUUAUAUAUAGUAACAUACUAACAACUCGUCGGAGCAGAGUUGCUGCUGCCGAAAGAGAACACAAGACCGGCAAAGGUCGAUCUCUCGGAGGAAGAGGGUGAUAAGGAAAUUGAUUUGGAGCUGGCUCAUAAGCAGUUCGAUCGGUGCGUGUCUUCGAUGAUCUUGUAGACGGAUCGAUCGUGCUAGUACGGCGGCAGAGAUGGGCUGUGUAUUCGGUACCGGGCACGAGAAGGCAGAACGGAACGUGCAGGCCAGAACUUCCCUCCCAAGACGAGAGGCAGCAGUGCAGCACUCACGUACCAGCAAUUCAACUAACGGUGCUAGUUCUUCUCGCAAUGAAAACCAAAGGGAGACAAAGAACACAGUUGGUGCAAGCACUGACAGUGGCACAUCUGAAGCGAUGGGUCAGAAAAAUGAGGUGCCCAAAGAAAAAGAUACCCCAAAGGAGGUACUUACCAGCAAUUUAACUGGUGACGGUAGUUCUCAAAAGAAAAACAAAGGGAAUGCAAGGAAACCAGAUGGUGAUAGCACUGCCAGUGGCACAUCUAAACCGAAGGGUCAGAAAAACGAUGUGACGGCACGAAGCAAAGCACCUUCUCCUUCCUUCACACCAGCUAGUAAGCAGAUCACAUCUGAUCAGGCAGGUCAGACCUCCAUGCUGCGUGAUGUUGAUCUGGAUGCUGAACAACAGGAAAAAGAUACCCAAAAGGAGGUACUUACGAGCAAUUUAACUGGUGACGGUAGUUCUCAAAAGAAAAACAAAGGGAAGGCAAGGAAACCAUAUGGUGAUAGCACUGCCAGUGGCACAUCUGAACCGAAGGGUCAGAAAAACGAGGUGACAGCACGAAGCGAGGCACCUUCUGCUUCCUUCACACCAGCUAGUAAGCAGAUCACAUCUGAUCUGGCAGGCCAGACCUCCAUGCCGCAAGAUGUUGAUCUGGAUGUUGAACAACAGGAAAAAGGUACCCAAAAGGAGGUACUUAUCAGCAAUUUAACUGGUGACGGUAGUUCUCAAAAGAAAAACAAAGGGAAGGCAAGGAAACCAGAUGGUGAUAGCACUACCAGAUCUGAACUGAUGGGUGAUAACAAAAAAUUUCAAGCAGAAACCGAGGCAUCCUUUCCUCGCUUACCAGAUGGGUUAAAAGAGAACAGUUUGUCUGAGGUCGAGGAGGAAAUGAAAAACCGUUCAUCGCAAACCUCCGACACAAACGAGCAGCCUCCGCUUCACGCCGCGCCCCAGUCAACUCCUCCACCAGCGCCGCAAGGCACAGCUCCUCUGGCUCCGACUCCGGCACCACCUACUACAGCGUCGGCUUGCGGCCAGACAUCCUCCAGGCCAAUCCCUCCGACCGACGCCACUUCUCUCCCGGCAGCGUCGACUCGAAGCUUAGACGCUCAGGAAGCCGUGGAUCUCCUGAAGACCCCGAGGAUCCAGCAGACUCUCAAGGCUAUCUUAGACCUGCUGAAAGGGCCAUCGGAUAGGCUGCUGGACAACGCGCAGGAGCUCCGCGAUCUCAUCCAAAUGAUCUGCCACAUCCUCCCGAGGUCAAAAAUGGAGGUCCUCCAAGCCGCCGCCCAAAUUGAUUAUAUGAAGACCAAAGUAGAGGAGGCAUCGGCUCGGCUGGCCAGGCGCAAGGCCCAGAAGGAGGACCAGGUCCUCUCCAACGCCUAUGCCGCCGUCGCCAAGACUACUCAGAAGGCCAAAGCUGACAAAAUGGAGGCGAAGGAGGUGGUGGCCAAGCGCGCAGUUGACGGCAUAAAGGCGGAGAUUCAGCUCCGCGAGGAGGAGCUACGUAAGCUUAAGGAGCAGCUGACCGGGGCGCAGGAGCGAUCGGCUCAGGCCACAUCGGCUUUCGUCAUGCAGAAGUCUAUGGUUGAGAAUGCGGUGAAAUCCAUCGAGGCACAAGAGGUACAGCUGACUUCGGUCCCGGACACCGAUGAGGAAGACGUUGAUAUCAUCAAGUCGGUGAAGCGGACACUGGAUAGAGCGGCGGAUGUGAUAAUCGUAGUGAUCUUCGAAUAAUUUUAUUUUGUUUCUCCCUCCGGUUAGAUUUGAACAAUUGGAACUAUUGUAAUAAGUCACUUUAAUAUCGACUGUAUAGCCGAUACACUUUCUCCAUUUCAUUACCAACUCUUUGCUUUGA